This is a messenger RNA of Malania oleifera, 1888 nucleotides long. Its product is annotated as protein GAMETE CELL DEFECTIVE 1, mitochondrial. The transcript has 5 exons. The record is from RefSeq and is a predicted model, not a curated record. Bases 467 to 1411 code for a protein of 314 amino acids. Lineage: Eukaryota; Viridiplantae; Streptophyta; Magnoliopsida; Santalales; Ximeniaceae.
CCAAUAAAAUCCUUAAUUCAACCUCAGCUCGAACUAAACCAGAGCGUCCACUCUGUCCUGUCGUUCCCUGCGUCUGUGUCCGAUAGCUGUGGAUUGCUCUUGCUCCGCCCCCGCGUUCACCCCGUCGGCCAGAGCAACGAGCAACGUUGAACGAGCUCUCUACCCCUUACGUAACGAGUGGGAAGGAAUCAUGAUUUGCUCCUAAUUUCCAGUUACUAAUUCUUGUUGAAGAGGAGGCGACAAGGAUCAAAUUCUGGAAUCUCCCUAAUUUUCAUAUAUUUUCUUCAGCAUCAGAAUUUAUAUAGGAUUUUAUUUAAGCUGAGUGUCACGGACCCCCAAAAUGGGACUCAAGUAAGGGCCGUGGGGCACUCGUUGAGAGCUCUCCCUCGACAAGUCAGCCAACUCUCACACGUUCAAGCCUGCAAGCACGAGCACCAGUCCCAGAGCAGCCAGGGAGGUCCCAAACAUGCAGACUCUGCUACACCUUUUAAGACCCAAACCAUUAAACACAUCAGUCCACAAACUUCCAUUGGUAUUUGCACCUACACUUUGCAAGUCCACUCCCUAUUUUAGACCUUUUUCAUCAAAAUCUUCCAACAAUGAUGACAAUGAAUGGAAUGAUGCCUGGGAGUCAGCUUGGCUCCCUGAAGACCUUUCUGCGAAGAGCAGAGCUCCUUGGGAAACUGAUGUCAAUUUUCAGUCUAUGGACUCAACUUUGGUUUUGCCAUCAGAAGUUGAUGCAGAGACGAAGGCAUUUGUUGAGGACAUGAAUGAGAAUUGGAAUGAGAGAAGGAAACCUCCCAAGGCCCAGCUACAGCAGCAGCAGCAGCAGAAUGAAGGCUCACUUUACGGUGUGGAAAACAUAAAGAGGGAUUACAGGUUAAAGAAGCAGAGGAUUCAUGCUGGGUUAUGGAUGAAAGAGAUUGAGAAGCAGGAGGAAGCUAAGUUGGGAGAUUCGAGUGCAGGUGGUGGAGAUGAUAUUGAUAGAUUGCUUGAUAGCUGCUCUGAGAUCUUUGACUCCCCCAACAAUGAUAUAACCAAUUCAAAAGUUCCAAGCACUUCUGAGUUCAAAACCAAGCCAGAUGGUUGGGAAACAAUAUCAAAGUCUCCAGAUGGAAAUAUAUGGGAGAUGUCACAGAGGGAAGAGGACAUACUUCUCCAAGAAUUUGAGCGUCGAAUUGCAUUCUGCAAAUUUCAGAUUGCUAGUUUUAUCAAGACCCACAUAUUUAGCCGGAGGAGACCAAUUGAUGGGUGGAAAUACAUGAUAGAGGAGCUGGGGCCAAAUGCCAGAAAAGGGAAAGGCAGUGUUUCAAGGUUACCCAGUUUGUCUGAUGCAUCAACUCAGCCUUUCAAGGAGGAGAAGACACUCACCGGUAGUAGUCCCACAUCCUUUAUGGGGAUGGGGAGGUAGUACUGUGAAUUAUGUCUUCAGUCGCUAUAGUAAAAAAUGGUUAUCCAAGGGGAAAGUUUCUUGGAUCAGGAUAUGCUUUCUCUUCUCUGGGAGAGAAACAAAUGGAGCUUAUUUGUGAAGGGCCACUUGUUUCUAUUUCUUAAGUGGUUUUUGAAAGUUGCACGCUCAGAUUGGAAUUUAGAAUGUUAAUCCAAAAUGUGUCUCCAUAAAACGGGAGAGAUGGAAGUCUUGUGAGGAGUUCACAAGGGUGUGGAGAUGUUGGAAGAAUGGAACAACAUCAAAUUUGGUAGGGAACGAUGAGAUGAAUCAUGAUGUGCAUGAUUAUCAAUUGAUGUAAGAAUAUAUAAUGUCUUUGCUUUUGAGAGAGGGAGAGGGAGAGAGAGAGAGGUUAGAUAAAUAUUAUUCUAGCAAUUGUUACCGCCAAAUUGACUUGAGACGGAUUUGGGUUAGAUUGGAUCUUCUUUCUUUCCUUUCUCC